Tympanuchus pallidicinctus (lesser prairie-chicken) is the source of this 1331-nucleotide messenger RNA. RefSeq lists its product as uncharacterized. The transcript has 2 exons. Lineage: Eukaryota; Metazoa; Chordata; Aves; Galliformes; Phasianidae. The record is from RefSeq and is a predicted model, not a curated record. The coding region runs from base 283 to 1188 and encodes 301 amino acids.
AGAGGCGUGGAUCCGCAGAUCCCUCCGCCCUGCUGGUCACGGAACUGGGCCGGACCAGCCCAUAAACCGUUGACAUUUUUGGUGGAGAAUGCGGGCAGCAGUUGCUUUCUAGCUGUUUAGACUCUCUGCUCUCGGAGAGUUCCGUUGGUAAAGCUUAUCUGUUUCACUGGUACUCUCUAAAAAAACGUGACCUUGAAAACUCCAGGCGGACUGCCAGUAUCGUAGGAUAUUUGUAAACUCAGAGCUUUACUAUCUCGCCUCUGUAAAAAAAAAAAAAAAAAAAUGCUUUCUGUAGUGAAACUUACUUUUAAAGGGCUGCACGCUGCUGCCUCUUCUUUCCUAAUGCUCAAAACAUACUGGGCAUUAAUUAAGCUUGCCACCUUGCUCUAUGGAGCAAUCGGCAUAUACAAUCAAAUGAAAACAUGGGUGGAAAUAUGGACCUGGCACGUUCGUACAAUGUGGCUUACAAUUCCGGAGACAGCUGCCAAUUUUACAGGACUGGGAUUUUUUAAGGUUUCCAGUCUUACCUUUCAGCCUGUAAUGCAGUUUUUGAAUGAACACCUAGUCGCAUUACUAAUCUCCCUGAAUGUAUUGCUCAUCAUUUCGCUCAGUAUUAGUAUUUAUUAUAUUUUGAGGAUAUCCUCCCCAAAACCAGAGAAUACUGAGUGGCAGGGAGUGUGGAGAGGUCUGGGAAAGACUUUAGACAGAUGGAAAUCUUCAGUCUCAUGGAACUUUACUCCAGAACACCUGAAAGACCCUGAGAGUCUAAACAGCUAUUUAAGGCAGGAAUGUUGCGGUUUGGGCAGUUCUGAGGAGGCACAUAUGAUUUGGGGCCUGGCUAAUGCUUAUCGGGCCUUAUUCAAUACUAUCCUGGAGAGAGAGAGAGCUUCUGAAAUUGAAAGGGAGAGCCUCAGGGAAAAAGUUCAAAAUGAGCGAGAGAGUCUCCUGCUCCAGAGGAAAAACCUUCGAUCUGAGAGAGAUGCCCUCCGAAUUGAAAGAGACUCCCUGCAGUCCAAACUCGACAAUCUUAAAUCUCAACAACACACCCUCCAAUCUGAGCUAGAUACUGUCAUAAUCGAACGAAACAAGCUCCAAGCUGAACUGGAGGAUGAGAGCAUUGGAACCGACCAACUUGAUCAACCACAAGAGGCACCACAAUCGAUGUCAGUUGCCCCUGUAAGAGGAUGAAAAACAAAGCGAAUCUCGACUCAGUUAGAAGAGAAGAAAGAGGAGGAAAGAGGUGGCCAAUGCUCUAUCUUUACACUGACUCAUGGAUGGUAGCAAAUGCCUUAUGGGGGUGGUUACAGCAGUGGGAGCAAAAUAACUGGCAA